Molecule: messenger RNA, 1797 nt
Organism: Impatiens glandulifera
Lineage: Eukaryota; Viridiplantae; Streptophyta; Magnoliopsida; Ericales; Balsaminaceae
Product: serine decarboxylase-like
Exons: 6
Coding region: 204-1676 (490 amino acids)
Biological process (GO): carboxylic acid metabolic process
Molecular function (GO): carboxy-lyase activity; pyridoxal phosphate binding
Source: RefSeq, a predicted model, not a curated record
CCAACCGUGUUAAAUAAAUGAAUACAGAGUAGGCAAAGUGUUGAUUCCUCACCAUUAGCCCUAUUUCACUCUCUCUCUCUCUUUCUCUGUUAGCGAGCGAUUCUGCUGUCUGGUCGGGCUACUUCAUCGCGCGUCCUGAAGUUUCCACCGUUCAAGAUCUGUCAAGUUCGAGGAUAUACAUAAUUGAAUAGCUCUUGUUAACUAUGGUUGGUACCAUAGGAACUGAAAUGGAGUCAGUGUCGUCCAAUGGAGGAGAACUCAAGGUUUUACUGGAAACCUUCGAUCCGACAAUUGUUACCGAACCGGUGCCUCCUGUAGUGGCCUCGAAUGGCAAGAUCGGCAAUACCAUCUCUAAAACAGGCGCAGAAGAGGAAGAGAGAAUUGAAAAGAGAGAGAUUGUGUUGGGGAAGAAUGUGCAUACUUCGUGUUUCGCUGUCACGGAACCGGAUAUCGACGAUGAGGAUACAGGCGACAGAGAAGCUUACAUGGCCGGUGUCUUGGCUAGGUAUAGGAAGACUCUUGUUGAAAGGACUAAACAUCACUUGGGAUAUCCAUAUAAUCUGGACUUUGAUUAUGGAGCUCUAGCACAGUUGCAGCAUUUCUCCAUAAAUAACUUAGGGGACCCAUUCAUUGAAAGCAACUAUGGAGUUCAUUCACGACAAUUUGAAGUAGGUGUUUUGGAUUGGUUUGCCCGUCUUUGGGAUAUUGAGAAGAGCGAUUAUUGGGGAUACAUCACAAACUGUGGCACAGAAGGAAAUCUUCAUGGUAUUCUAGUUGGGAGAGAAGUUUUUCCAAAUGGAAUACUAUACGCAUCAAGGGAGUCACAUUACUCUGUUUUCAAAGCAGCAAGAAUGUAUAGAAUGGAGUGUUUCAAGGUUGCUACUUUAAUGACCGGUGAGAUUGAUUGUGAAGAUUUCAAAGCCAAGCUUCUUCCAAAUAAAGAAAAGCCAGCCAUUAUUAACGUUAACAUAGGAACAACUGUUAAAGGAGCUGUUGAUGAUCUUGACCUUGUCAUACAGACUUUAGAAGAAUGUGGAUACUCGCAUGAUAGAUUCUAUAUUCACUGCGACGGAGCUUUAUUUGGGCUUAUGAUGCCUUUUGUCAAACGCGCACCCAAAGUUUCAUUCAAGAAACCAAUCGGAAGUGUGAGUGUUUCUGGCCAUAAAUUUGUAGGAUGCCCAAUGCCAUGCGGUGUCCAGAUAACAAGGAUGGAACACAUAAACGCUCUGUCAAGAAACGUAGAGUACCUCGCCUCUCGUGAUGCGACCAUUAUGGGAAGCAGGAACGGACACGCUCCAAUCUUCCUAUGGUACACCUUAAACAGAAAAGGUUAUAAGGGUUUCCAGAAAGAAGUCCAAAAAUGUCUGAGAAAUGCUCACUACUUGAAAGACCGGCUUGUGGAAGCAGGGAUUAGUGCCAUGCUCAAUGAACUGAGCAGCACUGUAGUGUUUGAGCGGCCUCAGGACGAAGACUUUGUCCGUCGUUGGCAACUUGCUUGUGAGAGAAACAUGGCUCAUGUUAUUGUCAUGCCUAAUGUCACUAUCGAGAAGCUCGAUUACUUUUUGAACGAGUUAUUCCAGAAACGGGCAGAAUGGUAUAAAGAGGGAGGUGCUCAACCGCCUUGUCUUGGAACCGACAUUGGGACUGAGAAUUGUCUUUGCCCUCUUCACAAGUAAGUUGCAGAUUCUUUUUUCUUCUUCUUAUUCCCAGAGAGAUGUUGGUUUCGGUUUGUGCUUGUUUUCCUGUUGUGGGUUUGGAAAACUUUCGUUUUAAUCUUAAGUGGUUUUUGUAGUUGAC